CUCUCUUGCCAAAAUUCCUCGCAAGCCAGAAAUCACGACUGAACUGAGCUGAAGUUCCAAUACCAUCACACACUGAGAAUGGCGGAGAAGCGGAAUGGAAUCUAUGGGGACGUAGCUGGAGAAGACACAGACGAGAGCUUCAACAGGACCUCCGGUGGCCCCCACAUGCGGGAGAGGGAGAGGGAGAGGGAGACCUUGUAUGGGGUUCUUCACCGUCUGAUCACCUCGAUUAUUUUCCCUGAACCGGAUAACGCGGCACCCUUGCUGAACCGGAUCAAGAUCUCCGUCUCCAAAAACGCCCCUCUAAUCCCCGAAGCUAGUAAAAAUACUGGGCGCGAUGUUCUUCUCUGGACACGUCGUGGUAGUCCUCUCCGAGCUCUCCUUGUCAUCUCCGUUGGAACAAUUACUUGUGUUGCUCUGACUGGACUACUUGUCUUUGCACUUUUCUUUCUGGCUGCAACCGUAAAUGCCAUUGUCAUCUCGCUUCUCAUGUCCUUGGCAGCAGCAGGAGGAUUCUUGGCACUUUUCUUUGCUUUUGUAACGGCUAUAUAUAUUGGAGCAUUAUCAGUAGCCAUAUUUACUAUUUCCGCCGUUACAUUUUGGACAAUUGUGGCUAUUCUGAUAACCACAGGCUGGAUUGGAUUCUUUUGGACUAUUUGGUUGGCGACUAAAAAGAGCUUUGGAUUUGCUAAACACUCGUUGAGUGUGACUGGCUCUGCAAUAUCAACUUACACUGCUGCAAAGCAUGGCCGCCGCCUAGUGCGCAAAGAUUCAGACUAGAAGCAAGAGACUACAUAAAGCAGGUUAUGCGCACAUGUUAGUUACAGCGCGGAGAUCUUUCUUGCAUGUUAUAUUUGGGUGUGAAUUCGAUGCCUAUUAUCACUUUGUUCUGUACUAAUGACGAUGCAGUAGAAUAAAACAAUUCAGGCUGUAUGUAUUGUAUUGCGAGCGCAAAGUUUGAGUAUAAACAGUGGGGCCUUUAUUGUAUAGUCUUGUACAGCAGAUAGGAGAUUGGACAUAAGUGGUAACUGUUGUAAAGAUAUGUAUUGUAGUAUUUAUUGCAUCAAUCAGAGCUCCUUCUUUGGUGUCAACAAA
Prosopis cineraria is the source of this 1095-nucleotide messenger RNA. RefSeq lists its product as uncharacterized. The transcript has 3 exons. Bases 79 to 780 code for a protein of 233 amino acids. The record is from RefSeq and is a predicted model, not a curated record. Lineage: Eukaryota; Viridiplantae; Streptophyta; Magnoliopsida; Fabales; Fabaceae.